AGUGCUUAUUUGUUCUUAAAACACUUUAUUACAUUAAAGAAAAAGAAAAGAAACAUUAGUAAACAUUACUGCCCAGAUAGCUUUAAACAGUCUUUACAGGUGGCCUAAGACCUUUGCAUAGUACCGAAAAGUUCAUCUGUAGACUAUAGAGGAAAUAACUCAUGUGGCUUCUUGUGAUGUCGAUAUAUAUAUAUAUUUUAUUUUUUUCUUCAAACAAUCAUAGCAGUCUAUUAUCAUUUACCUUUGGUCCUUCAAGUAUUCACACACAACAUUAGUGCCCACACAUGCAUGCACUCUUAUAGGCCUAUAGAUAGUUCUAGGGAAAAUGAAUUGUUUUAUUUUGGAAGAAACCUGUGUGUCAUCCCCUGAAGUGGCACCAUUCUGCACAGCCAUUGGUUAGGCAUCAAAAGAGCAGACCAGGGAGAGCUUGGCAGACCAGGGUUGAUGAUUGACAUAUUGCCAUGUGUUCUCUAAUACAGUGUAAUCUAACCUACAAAAUGCAGCGCCAAGUUCAUUUUCAUAGAAAUCUACUUUUGCCCAAUGCUUUCCCAAGCAUGGACUCUAUUGUCUUAGAAGCCUAUACUGGCUAUGGAUUGUAGGCCUGAAACCACACCCUAGGCAAACUUGUGAUAUUGCAGGCCUAGCAGAGAGUCAGGUAUCAGGGACGGAACCUGGCACACAAAGAUGAAGCGCAGCUUCUGCAUCUAGUUUGAAGACCGAGGGGCUGUCAUCGAAAACACGGUUUCAGCUGUCCUGCUGAAGCUAUGGGGAGCUGUUGGAGCUGUCUAUACAGGGACCCCAUCCAAGACAACCAUCUCACCAAAUUCAAGGUAACAAAUGUGGACGAUGAGGGGAAUGAGCUGGGCUCCGGGACCAUGGAGCUCACCCAGACCGAACUCAUCCUCCACACACGCAAGAGGGACGCCAUCCGGUGGCCCUACCUGUGUCUGCGGCGCUACGGCUACGACUCCAACCUCUUCUCGUUCGAGAGCGGCCGGCGUUGCCAGACUGGGCAGGGAAUCUUUGCGUUUAAAUGUUCUCGCGCAGAGGAGAUCUUUAACGUGCUCCAGGAACUGAUGCAGUGCAACAGUAUAAAUGUGGUGGAGGAGCCUAUGAUCAUGACCAGCAGCGGACACGCGCGAGAGAUAGACAUGCCACGGACCCCACAGACACCCAACACUCCAGCAUUCCCAGUCCAGGGCUUUCCCAACGGUUACCCGGGGUAUCCCAUGACCGCUGAUUCCUCCCAACCCUCCCUGACUGACGACCCCCAUAACCACAGCAUCAUGGGACUAGAUGACCAGGCUCACACCUAUGUGAAUACUGUAACUGUGGAUGGGGAGCUCUCCAGUCGACACUGUGUCCACUCCCUGCCCGAGGUAAGGCCCACCCCCUUCCCCGAGUCAACCCGAGGUCCCAUGCCUGUCGGUGGCCAAGGAGGUGGGCAGGCCGGCAUGCACUGCUGCCCCCUGGAGGAACAACGCAAGGAACCCCAGGUCUUCCUCCAGCCCUCCUCUCAGGAGGUCAAGUUCAUGCUGGGACCCACGCCCGCGCAGCGCCACCUGCUGGAGAGGGAGAGGGAGAGGCACGGGGGCCACAAUCCCCAUGUCAUGCACUCUGUGGAGGGGGCCACGGGCUCAGAGACGGAGGGGGACGAGCCUCCCCUGCACAUGUGCAACUCCCACUCCUACCACCACCCCCACUACCACCAUGUGAUGCGCCGCCACCCAGGCCACGAGCACCCGGAGGCCUGCCAGGGCAGCCAGCUCACCUACGAGAACAUCAACGGCCUGAGGGGGGGGCGCCGGCAGAGGCUCAGCCCCAGCAGCGUGUCCCAGUCCGUGGGCUCCAGCAGCAGCAGCAGCACUACCGGAGACAGCCACCCGCAGACGCAGCCGCUCCACCCCCUCCACCCCCACGCCCCGUCCUCGCUUCCCCCUCAGGGGUACCCCUGCGAGCGGGUCGCGGGGAUGGGCGGGGGCCACCGGCGGAGCGCCCUGCUGAACUACGAGAACCUCCCGUCGCUGCCGCCCGUUUGGGAGUACCGCGCCCUGCAGAGGGACGAGCGGCAGGACGAGGAGGACGACGAACAGGACGAGGAGGAGUACGAGGAUGAGGAGGAGGACUUUGACGAGUCCGAGUUCUCGGAGGGCCCGGGCACGCCCAACGGGUACCACCAGGACGGGCUGGGGAGAGGGGGGGUCCACCGGGAUGCCCUGCAGAACUACGUCAACACGGAGCAGGUCCAGCCCAGCCGGCUGCGACACCCCUGCCCCCCUCCCCCCCAGGCCUGCCACCGACAGUCGGAUCGGGGCGGCCGAAUAUUCAGCUUUGACUUCCGCAGGCGGCCGGGGGGAGGGUUCGGUCGGGGGGAGGGCUGCGAGCACGGUCACAUGCCCCCGUCGAGGCAGCUCAACUACAUCCAGGUGGAUCUUGAUGCGGAGCCGUCGUGCCAGGCCCUGGAUGGAGGUGGAGGGGGGGGCGCCCAGUCUCAGCCCCAGCCGCUACAACCACAUCACCAGCGCCUGCCGCCCCUCAAAUGUGGCCCCCAGCAGGCCCCGAGGCGCAGCGAGUUCUACGCCGUGAUCGACCUGAAGAAGACAGCGGCCAUGUCAAACCUGCAGAAAGCCCUCCCUCGGGAUGAUGGGACCUCGAGAAAGACUCGCCACAACAGCACAGAUCUGCCACUGUAGACGCAGUGAGACGGGCAGAAGGAGAAAGGGAUGAGUAGAGGUAGACAGGUUUGGGUGGACAGACAGCUACGGUCUUCAACUCAGCAGCACACUGGACCCUCACUGUCAUUCAGCCAUCUGCCUGUCCAGUCCAGAGCAGCUGGGUCAUAUCCAGUUAUCUAACUGAAACCUACCCGUGCAUAGUCCACUUUAUGGAGCAAGAUUGGUAAGCCCUUUGGGUUGAAGUUGCCAUGUAAUGUGUAACUUUGACUGUGGUGAGAUGCUGUCUGCGCUAGCAGCAGAAGCCUUGGUUGUUGCUGGCUGGGUUUGUGGUUUUGCCCUUCGCCUACUAUUGUUUUUGGUUACACUUUUUGGCUUGUGUUCUUCUUUGAGCUUUGUGGUGGUUGCGUUGAGUGCCAUGGUCCUGGGUUUGGUUCAGGAUGGGAGCAGAAGUAGAUGAGUCACGUCUCGCACUUGUAUUUGACCAACGUUGGUUGGUUUCAGAUACUGUGUAAAAUGUAUUGCCCAUCACAAAGUAGCUAGAUUACUCAUUCCAUUGUCAUUCAGUGUUACUUUAUUUAUUGCAUAUCCCUGUUUACAAACAUGGACUUCUAUUGAGUUGUACUGUUUACAAACAUGGACUUUUACUAGUCCAAAUUGUCAAUUUUACUAAACAUUUUAUGAUAUGAAAACAGUUUGUUUUCCUUCAAUUUAAUUCUAAUAACGUGCAUAACCGUUCUUCACUUCACAAGCACUACUUCUGGCCCUGUGACUGGUAGAAAGAACAGUUGAUGAAGUAUCUGCCCUCAGGUAUUAGUACGGAUAAGUACAGUUUGCACAUUAUCCUUUGGAAUUGUAGCUAAUCUUAUCCAUUAUGAUAUUUUUAGUCAAAAAAAUACAACAGAGAAAAAAAAUUCUAAUGAGUAGAUUUUCACUCUCCAAAAAAAUGUAAUAUCAGAAAUGUUUCACGUUGAAAUUACAUUUUAAAUUGUAGUAACAGUUUUCCCUGAUAUCGUCUUGCCACAAGUUUAGCAUUCUCUUCUGCCCUCAAACACAAAUACACACAAACACACACACACACACACACCUGAGGUUGGAACUUAAACAAUUUCCUAAUUGUUCAGAGCAGAACCCUUAUUCUUUUUUAUUCCAGUUUACCUACCAGCCAAAAAGCCUGAACUCAUUCAGUCCUAAAAGAAAACCAAUUCUUAUAGUUUAUUUCAUUCAUUUGUUAACCUGUGAAGUCAACAUCUUUUUACAUUUAAAUUUAGUCCAGCAAUUAGGGCUGAUAGUACAGUUUGCUAAGGAACAAGUAAGAUAAUAGUUUACAUGUUUAAUUGGUAAGAUAAGCGCAGUGGGGAGAUGGAACACAUUUUACUUGUGUGGAGAGAGUGAGACUCAAGUGUAAUGGAGGAGACUUGGCUUGUAGUGCUGAGUGUGAUGUGAAUUGUAAUGAGUUUAGAAAUUAUAACUUUACCGAAAUACAAAUUACUGUAUUUCUUAGAAUCAGAAAUAUUUUUUCUUUAUCUAAAAAUUAUAUUAUUAACUGGUUCUCAAGAUUUAAAAAUAAAGGUUCUGUUCUGAUCACUUUAAUUCCUAAUUCUGUUUUUGUUCCUCUAGAAUUGUUGUUAUUUUCUGGGUUGUGGUUCUGUUCCCUAAACCCUGACACACACACACACACACACACGAUGGAAUUGCAUUCAAUCUGAGGACCAGAAUUGUAGUACCCUUACAAAACAUUCCCUACCUCCUAGCCCCUAACCCUAGUUGUUAGACUUUAACUCUAUGCUUACUCUAACAUUAAACUCAGUAACCUAACUGUUAUGACAAAACUUAACCUAACCCUUGAACCUAAUCCUUAAUGGCUAAACCUAACCCUUUAAAUACAUUUAAAAAAAUUUCCUCACUUAAAUAUUGUAAAAUUCAUACCGGUCCUCUCUUUGAUAGCAGUUUGAGCACACACACAUGCAUGCACGCACACACACACACACACACACACACACAGGUAUACACACAGUAUAACAAUUAUGACGGGUUGAAAUGAUCUUUGACCACAUAUCAUUCCACUUGAACACGGAAUUCAUGUCUAAUUACUAAACUUUGGUUACCUUUGCACUUUUUAUCUUUGGGGUCAGAUACUGGCCACUAAAGUCCCAACAGUUUAGAAUUCCUCUGAUUGAUAUUUUAGUAUCAGAUUGAUGAUGGAGAGCUAUCAACUGAGAGUUUGUUGAAAGAGGAAUAUAUCAGUAUAUGUUUAAUGUUAGCUGUUUAUGGAAAGUCUUAUAUCAGUGAGCAUUUGGCUGAAUUUAUUUUUAAUUUCAAUUAAUUUAUUCAGUCAUCAAGAUGUCUAUAGUGAUUGUUUUCACACACAGAAAUGUAUGACAAGUUUUUGUAAUCCAGUCAGUUGGUGAAUUGGAGACCAAACUAUCCCUCGUCUCCUCCACAUUGUCUGAUACAUCAUUGUGAUAUCGUUGUUAUGACUGUAAUUAAUAACAUAACACUCAAGAAGAACGACUGUAUUAACAUUUUAAAGUGCCAAAUCUUACUGUUAUCUGUAUAAUCAUUAUGAAUCGAAUCAAUGUGCCAAUAGGAUGUGUAGCAGAGAACCCGAGGGCUAGGAAUCUUGGCGUUAGCUUACAUGUCAAAAACCAACAUGGAGAGGGCUCACACACUGUGUACAGAUGCUGUACCUUGAUUUGAUCAUCUUCCUGAAAUGUAAUUUACGUUGAAGAAAAAAAAAAAAAACUUCUAAAGUUUGGAAUUUGUCGACAGGUAGCUAGCUAGUGAUUAUAGCCCUGGGACAGUAACUCAAAGGUUGCUGUUUCGAAUCUCAAAGUUGACAAGGUAUUAUAAAUCUUCCUUUAGGUUACUCUCAAUAACGGCAUCUGCUGAAUUGGAAAAAAAAUUAUUCCACUUUAAGAUUCAAUCAAUCAAUUUGACUACUUUUCAUGACUUAUAAUCAACAUAAUACUUCACAUGUCCUUUUGCUGCUGAGUUAUCUUCCUACUGUGCCAAACUUAGGCAAAAUAAGAUGGUGCUGAUCUAGGACCAGGUCUCAUCUGUACAGGUAAACCCAUUGAUUAUGAUCUAAAUGGCAAACUGAUCCUAGAUCAACAUUCCUACCCCAGGGUUUUCAUUGCUAACCAUGUGUACUCCGUAAACAUUUAGCUAAUGAAAAGGGUCAAGGGAGUCACAUUUCACCUCAUAGGCUAGGCUUGUACAUUGACAGCCAUAUUGGAGUGAGACAAAGGAUUGGUUAUAUCGAUCUGGUUAUCACCACUCCAGUGGUUUUAUGCUGCUAUAAACAUAUUGAACAGUAUGUAAGCUAUUUCCCAUUGCAAACCUUCAGACGGUCAGGAGAGGUUGGGCUUUCGGUUUUUCACCUUAUUUGGUCAUCAGAGCUACCGUUCUAUUAUUCACCCCAGAGCACCGUGCGAUCUGUAUGGAGAAACCCAGGUGAUUUUAAUAAGUAGUGGUCUGUUGUUUCUAAUUCUCAUUUAUCCUGCAUAGAUAGGAUAAUCCUUAUACCAAGCCUUGUUUUCAUUCCAAUCUGGCGGUAUAAUCUGGAGUGGAGGCUGAAGGUACAUCACUAGCCCAGCAACUCUUAACACCUCAUAACUGCUUACUUAAUCGGAUCGGAAAGAGCUACGUAUGUCUGCCUAAUGUACCGCAUGUGAGCAUCUUUCAGACAGGGAUCUUAUUAUCGGGAUGUGUAUAUUUUCACGAUUUGGAGGGUGUUUACAUUUGGCAAUAAUGGUUUAAUAGAUUGGUGUUGAUGAAGAAAAUGAGACUGACCGCAGAGUGUCUGGUUCAGGCGUUGUUUCUGAUAAAUCUACAGGUUUGUUGUGUUUGGUAUCCUGUCUUUCAUGUGAAUCAGUGUCGGUAGAUAAGACCCUCCUCUCAAGGCCCUGUUGGUAAUCUAACUUUACUACGGUGUAGGACUACCUGCUUAAAUUAGACUGUGGGAAGAUGUAUGUUUUGGUUUUCUUGAUUGUCUUAUAGAGCAGAUUUGUGCUUACUUAAACACCUAAAUUAAACUGUGCCAUUAGUGACUGUUGCCAAAUAGGGCCGUGACAGUAUCAGUGUACAUUGGUAUAAUGGCAAGAAAACCAAGCAGAUGAAACUUUUUUUUAGGAAACUAAUGUUGGGAACAAACAUCAAUGUGUUGUCGUUCAGUCACAUUUAUUUUCCCAGUACUAUAUUCGACAUGGAACAGCUUUUUAAAGCAUUAUGGAGUUUGGUCUGCAUUGUAUUUUCAUUUUUGCCAUGGAAAAAAAGACUGUGAUUACUGUUAAGGUCACCACCCUAUUGCCAAGCUCUCUGGAGCAUGUGUGGCUCUCGAAUGUUGUAGCCUUUUAAAGGGCCAGGUUAAGUAUCAGGAGGCACAUGGCCAAAAUAUCUGGAUACUGUGUUUGUACUGAUACAGUGGGUCAUGAUGGUUGAUGCAUUCAUUAAUCAGCAAGGUUUGGGUCAAAUGCAGGGCCUUUCAGAGUCUUAGAGUAUAAGAAGGAUCAGCUCUAACAUGUGUGGACACUUCUAAUGAAAAGACCACAAGUCAUAUUGUUGAAUAAACAUAGUUUAAAUGUA
Esox lucius (northern pike) is the source of this 7259-nucleotide messenger RNA. RefSeq names its product fibroblast growth factor receptor substrate 3 (gene frs3). The record is from RefSeq and is a predicted model, not a curated record. The transcript has 6 exons. Gene Ontology annotation, cellular component: cytoplasm. NCBI's taxonomy places the organism in Eukaryota, Metazoa, Chordata, Actinopteri, Esociformes, Esocidae. The coding region runs from base 765 to 2693 and encodes 642 amino acids. Gene Ontology annotation, biological process: cell surface receptor protein tyrosine kinase signaling pathway.